CAUAGCUCAUACAACUCAGCAUUUUUCGUCGUUGAAUGGCUUUCUUCUUCUUCAUUUGGGAUAUUUUCUAGCAUAAAGCCCUUCUCCUUCUCAAAUUCUCUCUUCGAUUUUCCUUUUCCUUUUCAUUCUCUCUCCGAGAAAAUCGCAAUCUCAGAUUUUCUCGGAGAUUGAUUCGAUUCAAUUCGAUUCAUUCUUUUUUGUUUUCUUCCUUCGUUCAUCGUUCGAUUCAACCGAUCAAGAUGAGUAUGGGAAAGUUCGUCGAAAUGCUCGAUCAAGGCGUCCGAAUAGUCGCCAGAUUUCAUUCCAAUUGUCCUCAAACAGGUCGCAAGUACUACCAUCCUCCCGGCGUCUCCGCCGACGCCGACCACCAACAACACCACCACGACCACGCCGGCUUCCACCUUGCCUCGUCGGUGCAGAUGUUCUAUUGUGGCCCCAAGGCGGCUGUGGCGGCUGGUUCUGAGACCGUUGACGUGAUUCUGUAUUCUGUUUGAUUGGAAAGAAAACGAUUGAAAGAAGAUGAAUUAGUUUUUUUUAAUUAAUAUUUUAGAUCUUGUAAUUGUUAAGACAGGUUUUCAUUUCCCAAUCCGACUCUUCUCUCCCUCAAUUCAUGUUACAAAUAGAGAUAUCA
Prosopis cineraria is the source of this 631-nucleotide messenger RNA. RefSeq lists its product as uncharacterized. The transcript has a single exon. NCBI's taxonomy places the organism in Eukaryota, Viridiplantae, Streptophyta, Magnoliopsida, Fabales, Fabaceae. The record is from RefSeq and is a predicted model, not a curated record. Bases 240 to 494 code for a protein of 84 amino acids.